AUGACGGAAACAGACCAUCAUAGUCAAAUGAGAAGCGUAAGCCGCGGUGAUGGUUCGCCAGGUAGGCCUUCAGGUCGCCCCAUGCGCCAGCUGGAGUUUCAUCAGGCAAUGUCCGACUUCUGUCACAUGUUUCCUGAGACUGACGAAGAAGUGAUUGAGGCUGUACUGAGGGCCAAUAAUGGCAUGGUGGACGCGACCAUUGACCAGCUACUGACCAUGAACAUUGACACAGAAAUCAAUGCUGGUGAUGAUGAUGAUCUGCCUGACCAUAUUCUGAUGUCUGUAGAGAGAGAUGUACAACAGCAGCAGCAGCUGCAGCCUCAGCAGCCACAUCAAGGCUCUCGUAGAUUGGGCAGAGAGGCUCGAGCAACUAGGAAAGUAUGCUCAACAGAUUCCCCCGAACAGCAGCAAUCAAAAGACAUGGAAGACUGCCCACCAUCUUACACUGAAGCAGUGCAGUCACACUUGACUAACCACCACCGAAGUAGUAACAGCCGGAGCCGCCAUCGUAACUCACCCACCAGCAAUGGAAAUGGGGGACACCACCCUCGGCAUUCUGUGGGCACCAUGCAACACCUGUUAGACCUAGGUCCCGACACCACACAGAACCCUGGCAAUGGCAGCCCCACUUCUGUGGGGUCAGCCGGCACCGUCUCCAAGCCGUCACAUCACAGCCACCACCACACUAGUCAUCAUCACCAUAACAAUCACCACCACCAGAGAUCUUCGAACCAUCAUCGCCAUCGCACCGACACUGCCGAUGGGUCUCCAGGAAAGUCCAGGCCUGGGAGGAAUAUUCUGGCCCCAGCUACUCUGCCAGCCCCUGCCCACCAGGAGUUUAUCGCCGAAGAAUUUAGUUUUCGCCCUCAAAGAAAAGGCUCAUUGGAUAGCAGUGAGGUCAGUGUGGAGGCCGGAGGAGGUUGCCAUUCGGAGAAGAGUUCACACAGAUGGCGGUCUUCAAACAGGGAGUCAACUAAUAUCAAGAGGCCAGUAUACAAAAACUGGAAUCCUCCACUUCUGGGAACUCUUCCUGACGAUUUCCUGAGGUUGACUAAGACGCCGACAACACCAGCUCGACCCAGCAGACACACUUCUCAGUUACAAAGAACUAUGUCGGCAGUAGGACCAGAACGCCCUGCUUUCUACCCUACAGCUUCAUCACCAUCCAACCUUCCCACCAUCGAUUCAGGUUCCUCUUUGGCAACAAGUCAGCACAUUAAGCAGAGGCCGUCAUCUCAGAAGCCUCAUCGUUCGUUGUCCUUUGCUGGGCACACCAAUCAGCUGAAAAGACCCCCUCAGAAUGCACAACAGUCUGGUCUGCCCCAGCAUGAGUUCAGUUCUGACAUCCUGCAGGAGAGAAUGAAGGAAAAUGAGAGGCGGCGGAGGAUGGCUUCCAUGGAUAUUGAUCCGGAUCUGGCUCAGUACUUGGAGGAUGAAAGGCUGGCCAUUAUUCUACAGAACAGUGAAUUUCUUGAAGAGCUCCGCGGGGAUAGAAUGUUUAUGAUGACAUUGGAGAGAGAUCAGAAAAGCCCAGAUAACGAGAAGCCCAAGCAGGAACCAAAGCCAAACCCUGUAUCCUCUGCAAGCUUAGAUGGUGAUGACAGGGAUUUCAUUGAGGGCUAUGGAGAUGAUCGACACGAAACAUUGGAAGCAUUUCCCUUUAGCCAGCAGCUGCCACCUCCUGCCAACGAGGAUGUAGAGCUUCGCCAGAAGUUGAGAAAUAUGGGCAAAGCAUCAAGAAAACAGUUUGCAGCUUUGGCUCGGAAGUUUUUCCUUAAGCGAAAGAAGAAAUCUGCACAACAGAUAUUGAAAGAAUCCCAAGCUCCAUCGAUGAUGAACCUUUUAGAUGAGGACGAGGAUGAAGACGUUGAUGAUGAUGAGGUUAACAGUGGUGAUCGUAAUGCACGCUCUGAAUCAUAUGGCUGUUCCAACAGUUCUCAG
Molecule: messenger RNA, 1941 nt
Organism: Candidula unifasciata
Lineage: Eukaryota; Metazoa; Mollusca; Gastropoda; Stylommatophora; Geomitridae
Source: the annotation of a GenBank genome assembly